Molecule: messenger RNA, 597 nt
Organism: Hermetia illucens (black soldier fly)
Lineage: Eukaryota; Metazoa; Arthropoda; Insecta; Diptera; Stratiomyidae
Product: SWI/SNF chromatin-remodeling complex subunit SNF5-like
Exons: 2
Coding region: 1-597 (198 amino acids)
Source: RefSeq, a predicted model, not a curated record
AUGUCCGCCAAGAGGACCAAGCUAGUGCUACCGGACGAAAUUUCGUCCGAAGAGGAGGGAGCCACGGGCCCUACAACGAUGAUGGAGGGGAACUCGAGCCUCCUCAUGCGAAUUGCGGAGCUGGAACAAGAAAAGGCCGACAUGGCGCAGCAGUUGGAGUGCCAAAUGGCAUUCAUCAAGGAGCUGCAGCAGCAGAUGAUAGAAUUAAAAGCAGCUAACAUGGUCGCGAAGCAGCCGGUCCAACAGCAAGAAGAGCAACAGCAGCAGCUAAUUAAGCAACAGCGACAACAACAGCAGGAGCAGAGGAAGCAGCAGCGACAACAGCAGCAGCAGCAGCAACGACAGGAGCAGCAAAGCGAAGAAGAUGACGGCAUGUGCCCGGGGGUCAUCAUCGAGGAGGAGGAAGGAGACCCCUUCAACUUCGUCGUCCGAAAAAAGAAGGCAUCAAAUAAGACCAAGGUUAGUGCUAUCACUGACAACAUUGAUGGACCACCAGAACGACUUUUCGAACAGAACUCACCUGUUGAUUUGAAGUUGUCAACAACCUCCUGGAAGGAUGAAUGUUGUCUUCCGAUGACUCCCGCAAUUUCCAUGUAA